Messenger RNA from Adineta ricciae, 1305 nucleotides. The record is from the annotation of a GenBank genome assembly. Lineage: Eukaryota; Metazoa; Rotifera; Eurotatoria; Adinetida; Adinetidae.
AUGACGAUAUUUCCGUUGCUACUCGUUGCAAUUGUCUUACAAGUCGAUAUACAUGCGUUAGAAUGUCCUCCAAAAAGAUCAUCAAUUCAGCGUCUUUUAGAUGAAGCUUUCAUUCCCGGAGCUGCGUUGAUAGUGGUCAAUUCGACUAAUAUUAUUUAUGAACAAGGCAUUGGUUAUCAUACACCUCCAAUAUUCACCAAUCGGCGGCCUAUCGAUCCUUCAACGUCAAUUUUUCUCUUAGCAUCAAUUUCCAAAACAUUUGUCGGGGUCGCAGCGAUGCAAAUGGUUGAAUCCAGCCGUUUGAAGCUUGACAUAGACAUUAAUCAGUACCUUCCAUCGGAAAUGAGAGUUAUUCAUCCACAUUAUCCAAAUAAAACAAUCACCAUGCGAAAUUUACUUUCACAUUCUUCUGGUAUAAGACAAAAUAUCGAAGAGGAAUACAAACUUUACGUUCCAGGCGAUGAUUUUGCAAAGAGAAAUCUUGGUGAUGUGAUAAAGAUGUAUCUAAGCCAUGAAACAAGUUGGCUGCCUGUGCCACCAGGUAAUUUAACAUAUUACUCAAAUAUAGGCACGGGUUUAGCUGCACAUAUAAUCGAGCGUUUAGCGGGUAUAUCUUUUGAAGAAUAUGUUCGAGAGAAAAUCUUAGAACCAUUGGAUAUUGAUAUAAACAAUGCGGGUUAUCGAUUAAGCAUAUUUGAAAAUAACCAAAUCAACCUUGUUGAACAUUAUAUCUAUAAUGCAUCUUGGUUCGACUCGUUCCAACAAAUGACACAAAGUUAUAACUUCUCUCGAGUCGAGAAUUCAUCCGAUUGGUUCCAGGCUCCACCGUUUAGUUUUACUAUUUAUCCAGCUGGUAUGUUACGUAUGUCGGCACGUUCACUUAGUCAAUUUCUUCGAUCAUUUCUGAAUAAUUUUCGCACUAUCCUGCAUCAGCCUCAUUCAAUUCAUGAAAUGCUUUCGAUUUCUCCUCAGAUGAGCUACGUGAACAUGUCCGAUGUGGAAUUCAGUCUCGGAUGGUAUUGGCAAACAUUUCGUGGACGCCGUUUUAUUGGACAUGAUGGCUCGUUGCCUGGCGUGCGAACGUCAAUGAUGGCUAACGAAAAACGAAAUUUAGGAGUGAUCAUUUUAACAAAUGGAGAUAUUAUUCAAAAUGAUCACCAUGCUGAGAAAGUCAAAGCUACAAUCGUUGAUUUGAUGAUGGAUUUAUACGACUGUUACGAGCCAAAGAUAAGUAUUGCUUUUCAUCCACACGUGUAUGUCAUUUACAUCUGGUGGAUGCUCAUCAUCCUUUGCUUUCUCAAAUAA